Kockovaella imperatae is the source of this 1724-nucleotide messenger RNA. RefSeq lists its product as hypothetical. The transcript is spliced from 8 exons. NCBI's taxonomy places the organism in Eukaryota, Fungi, Basidiomycota, Tremellomycetes, Tremellales, Cuniculitremaceae. Bases 383 to 1393 code for a protein of 336 amino acids. The record is from RefSeq and is a predicted model, not a curated record.
CUAAAGUGCUCCCUGUUCACUGACGGUAGACAAGUGGUAUGAAGAUGGUAGACUAGAUGAAACGUAAGGGCGCCUAACCCCUUCCCUUUCAAGGCUCUCGAGCCCCAUGAUCUCUGCUUUCUUUCCCUUUCUCAGUUCGCCACUCGACUAAUCAAAACUUUCUGAGACUCCUUCCUUCUUUCUCUCUUUUCUACAUCUCACACAUCUUUCAUUCAUCCAUUCAUCCACUCAUUCAUUCCACUCUGUACGGAACGCUAUCGAGCUCUCAUAGUCUCGCAGCCACACACUCAAAGUCACCUGAUACACUCACCUUCACCACCAUCCCCCCUCUUCUACCUCUCACAGUCCUCACCACCCUUCCCCUCUACACACAUCACUCAACAUGUCCGCCGUUGAACAAGUAUCAAAGACCACCAACGUCGAGGACGCUCCCGCCGUCGCUCCUGUUGCUAUCGAAGCUCAGGAGCCGGUUGCCGCCCCCGAGGUCGUCGCCGCUGCGCCCGAGCCUGCCCCCGUCGUUGAAGCUGUGACACAACCCACCACCACACACGCCGAGAGCGAUACCCUGCACACUGGCUCUGAACCCGCGACUCAGCUUGACGGCACGCCCGCCAAGAUCGAGGAUUCCCCCAAGGUCGAAGAGUCAAAACCUGCCGAUGCCAAGACUGAGGAGACCAAGACUCCCACCAAGGAAAAGGUUGAGAAGACCAAAGCCGAGUCCAAAGGCUUCUUCGCUAAAAUCUUUGGCAGCAAGGACAAGUCUCCCAAGAAGGAGAAGAAGGUCAAGACCCCCAAGACCGAGAAAGCAGACCCUAUCAAGGAAGUAGCCACCACCAAUGAGGCCCCUGCCGAGUCUUCCACCGCUCCCGCCCCAGUCGGGAAGGACGCCGAGGAGAGCAACAAGGAGGUGACCGGUAUUGCUCUCGCAGAGGCCAGUGCUGCUGGGCCAUCAUCCGCUCCCCAGGCUUCCACUUCUGCUGCUCCUGCGAUCGUCGAGCCAGAGGCCGUGAAAGAGACCGAGACCACAGUGCCCGCCACGGAGACCGCUAUCGUCGCCCCGGCCGUGAAUGCCAAGCCAGAAGAAACAGCCCCUGUUGAGAAGCAGGAGGAGACUCCCAAACAAGUCAAGGCCAACCGACGGAUCUCCACCAGAUUCAUUCAGGGUCUCAAGAGCAUUGGCAAGAAGGACACCCCACCAGCAAAGGAGGAGAAGGUCGAGGUCAAGCCGGAGGAGGCCGCCACCACAACCGCUGUGGCUCCUGUAGCCGUUGCCACCGAGGCUCCUCAGUUGGAGAAGCCCGUCACCCCAGAGCCAAUCAAGAUGGACGAGUCCAAGACAGCGCCAACCUCUGCCGCUCCCGCUGUUGCCCCGACCGUCGCUACCGCUGCCUAAUCAUCCCCUCGCUAUGGGUGGAUGUUCACGACCGGCUAGUGUAUAAUGCUUAUUCUGUUCAUAACGAGCGCGAUUUUGUUGAAACGAUAUCCCCAGCUCCCCUAAUUGGUCUCGCCGAGAGGCUUUCGCCACCAUUGUGCUUGAAACUCUCUACUUCCUCCCCUGUUCGAAUCGUUUUUGCCGAUGAUUGCUUCUACUUAGAGUGUGACUUGCAACUUCUUUAUUUCCCUCUCACAUUACAUUUCGACCUCCGGGACGCAGUGUAUUCGCUCAGAAUCCAUACUUUAUGCGUUUCAUGCAACGAAGCAAGGUGUCCUGUCAGACUUGUUGA